AUGUCAUUAGAUGAAUCUGGUUCGCCAGAAAUCUUUAAGAGGGUUCCGAUCAGUUUCAUGUUCUUGAGUAAUUUCGAAAUGAAAAGGGGAAAUGAAACAGUUUGGUCCUGUAAAUGGUCUGAGACAAAUUGUGAUAUUGAUUUGGAAAACAUUGAGUUUAAAUCUUUACCAUCUGGGGUCCAUGGAGUUCCUGAUGAUGUAAUAAACUUUGCAGUUCCGAAGAGGGCUCGAGAUGACGAAUAUUAUUACGGCGUGGCUUUCUAUAAACAGAAUGGUCAAGAUAUUGCACAGAAAUCUGGUCAAGUGGAUAGGAAUCAAGUGAAGAUGUACGCUCUUGGGGUUAUAAUCGAUCCCAAAUUCAGUGCGCGUGGAAUACCAGAUGAUUUAGUUUCCAGCUGGUGGCCAACUCAAUUCAUUGGUGCAAAUGCAUAUGUUGAUGAUCUUCAGCAAUUAUUGACACAUUGGCUAGCAGAGGAGAAUUUUGAAAACUAUGAUCUAUUUGAAGAAUACUUCAAAUGUAAUAGCUUGAUAGAUGACGGCAAUGGAACAGCCAUGCCAUCAAGGUCUGCGAAAUUAGCCCAAGAGUUUUUGUCGCCAGAUGUUCCAAGAAGACUUGAGGAUGCUGGUAGACCUCAAAUGCUCGAAUAUUUGCCUUACUGGAUAAGGAAGUUAGGACCAUUGAUUUUUCCGGUAUGGAAGUCAUGCCUGCUAGGUGAAAGAAUACUGAUAAUAAAUCCACCAGGGGGAUCAUUCGAAGCUUGUAAUGCUUUGACCUACUGCUUGUCGCUCUUGUCUGCAGUACCGAAUGCUCUUCAAGUCAGUCGCCACGAGGACCGAUUUAUUAGACCACUGUUCACGAUAGGAAUAUCUGAUAUAGAUAGGAUGGCAUCAAAUGUUGCAAAAGCUUUGGAGAGAGAGGAGAAGCUUGCAGGCUUCGUAGCAUGCACCAGUGAUGAGAUUUUAACAUGUAAAACUGAGCUUUACGACAAGGUGUUGAGGAUUUCAAGUGGCCCGACAGAACAGGAUGACGAUGAUGUUUGCGGUCUGUUUACCAGCUCAGGAAUACCCAUUAAAGCCACUCCACAUGAUCUUGAAUGCUUACAAGCAUUCUAUCAGAGCUAUCUGGGCGAGCAAAUGUCUGAGGCUGAGAAGGUACGUCUCUCGCAGACAGUGGAACCCGUGUCCUGGACACAAUACCUCAUUGAUGAGUUUUACUGGUGGACCACUGCUGGGUAUGUGGCGCCCUUUUAUCACGAGCACAGGCAUCCUGAAAAGACUAUACCUGACGAUGAAGCUGAAAUGGUCUUAGAGAUUGUCGGAGAUUUCCACGGGAAAACUACUGGCAUAUACAACAGGUUAAAAGCGAUAAUUGAAUCUAAUGAGCUUCAGGGUCCAGAUGAACUGAUUUCCGUACCUUUCUCUGCUCUAAGUGAGAUGGAUCUUGAUUUUUUCAGUGCGCAGGAUCAAGAAUUGGUUAAAGCUUUGGCAUGGAAAUGGUUCGAAAGAGAGGUCAGAAUAACUGUAGACUAUUGUGAAGCGGUUUGUUAG
This is a messenger RNA of Torulaspora delbrueckii, 1548 nucleotides long. RefSeq names its product Anr2p (gene ANR2). NCBI's taxonomy places the organism in Eukaryota, Fungi, Ascomycota, Saccharomycetes, Saccharomycetales, Saccharomycetaceae. The record is from RefSeq and is a predicted model, not a curated record. Gene Ontology annotation, cellular component: lipid droplet. The coding region runs from base 1 to 1548 and encodes 515 amino acids. The transcript has a single exon.